Messenger RNA from Morone saxatilis (striped sea-bass), 4000 nucleotides. It is a transcript of the gene trim62.1, whose product is annotated as tripartite motif containing 62, tandem duplicate 1. The coding region runs from base 186 to 1613 and encodes 475 amino acids. NCBI's taxonomy places the organism in Eukaryota, Metazoa, Chordata, Actinopteri, Moronidae. Gene Ontology annotation, biological process: innate immune response; positive regulation of canonical NF-kappaB signal transduction. Gene Ontology annotation, molecular function: protein binding; zinc ion binding. The transcript has 6 exons. The record is from RefSeq and is a predicted model, not a curated record.
GAUAGACACUCGCACUGGAGCUGCUGAAGUCGCCACAGAGAGCUUGACAAUUGAGGUGAAAUCCCAAGAUUCUUCUCAGUCGACUCCCCGCGUGACAGUAAACCACUCACUUGAAGAUUAAACCAAGUAUACCACCGCUCCAGAGAAUUGCCCUCUUAGAUGCCGCUCGGUCUCCGUGUUUGCAAAUGGCUUGCUGUCUGAAGGACGAGCUCCUCUGUUCCAUCUGCCUCAGCAUCUACCAGGAUCCCGUGAGCUUUGGCUGCGAGCACUACUUCUGCAGGAAGUGCAUCACCGAGCACUGGAGCAGGCAGGAGCCUCACGGAACACGGGACUGCCCCGAGUGCCGGAGGACCUUCACCGACCCCCUCCUCUCGCCGAGUCUCAAGUUGUCCAACAUUGUGGAGCGCUACUCGGCCUUCCCGCUGGACGCCAUCCUCAACGCUCAGAGGAGCUCCUACCCCUGCAAGGACCACGAGAAGGUGAAGCUCUUCUGCCUCACUGACAAAAGUCUGGUGUGCUUCUUCUGCGACGAGCCGGCGCUACACGAGCAGCACCAAGUAACCACUAUCGACGAGGCUUACGAGGAGAUACAGAGGGAGAUGAAGGAGCAGCUGGCCACCCUGCAGGACAGUGAGAAGGGACACACUGAGGCCCUGCAGCUCCUGCAAAGACAACUUACUGAGACCAAGUCCUCAGCCAAGAGUCUGCGUGCGACCAUCGGAGACGCGUUCGAGCGACUUCACCGCUUCCUCCGGGAGCGUCAAAAGAGCAUGCUGGAAGAGCUGGAGAUGGACACGGCCCGCAAGCUGGCCGACAUCGAGCACAAGAUCCAGCGCUACAGCCAGCAGCUGCGCGACGUCAAGGAGGGCAUCCAGAUCCUGCAGGAGCGCCUCAACGAGACAGGACGACACGACUUCCUGGAGGGAGUAGCCGUCACGUCUGAGAGGAUUAAAGGGAAGAUACAUGAGACCAAUCUGACGUAUGAAGACUUCCCGACAUCCAAGUACAUGGGGCCCUUGCAAUACACAAUAUGGAAGUUGCUCUUCCAGGAUGUCUCACCAGUGCCAGCAGCAUUGACCCUCGACCCUAUCACAGCCCACCAAAGACUAAUCCUCUCAGACGACUGUACCAUAGUGGCCUACGGGAAUCUCCAUCCGCAGCCUCUGCAGGACUCCCCACGCCGAUUUGACGUUGAGGUGUCUGUUCUGGGCGCAGAGGGGUUUUUGUCGGGCGUCCAUUACUGGGAGGUGAUGGUGUCGGAGAAGACCCAGUGGAUGAUCGGCGUGGCAAACGAGACAGUCAGCCGCAAGGGCAGCAUCCAGAUCCAGCCCAGCCGCGGCUUUUACUGCAUCGUUAUGCACGACGGGAACCAAUACAGCGCCUGUACCGAGCCCUGGACCCGCCUCAAUGUAAAGAGCAAGCUGGAGAAGGUGGGGGUGUACCUGGACUACCCCAAAGGCCUGCUCAUCUUCUACAAUGCAGACGACAUGUCCUGGCUCUACACCUACCGAGAAAAAUUCCCCGGCAAGGUCUUCCCCUACUUCAGCCCGGGCCAGAGCCACGCCAACGGCAAGAAUGUGCAGCCGCUGCGAAUCAACACUGUACGCCUUUAAGAGCUAUACACCUCUGUGGUCGUGAUUGUCCUGACAGAUGAAUCCAUCAUUGGUGAAUUCACAGGACUUGUGUAGGUUUCAAAAGAUGUUCAAGAAAUCAGUAAAAAAGAUGUUUAAUAGGGUGUCUGAAAUGUUUAUUUCUCUCCUUCAGUUCAAGAAUUGUGCUCGAUGUUGCUCUUAAAACCUGCGCUGUUUUUUGUGACUUGAAACGACCAUUCGAUAAUGGCCUGCACUUGAGCUUCAUUCCACGUCUUUAAAUGAAAAGAUGACACUAAAUGGAGACAGAGGGGGCUCCUCUGGGGUCUGUGGCUCAAAUGUAAAAUAAAAAUAAAAAAGAAGUGAUUUUCCCUCUCAAAGUGACUGUCCCAGGCACACCUUGCACACUCCCAGGGGGCACUGCCCUCUUUAUCAAGCUCCGGCCUCGUCAGACUCGAUGUCCCCUCUCUGUCCAGGCGGACACUGAGGACUGGUCACUUGUCUUCUCUGUGCUGUAUAGUUGGCUUAGCUUUGCGUGUGGAACGUGAUCAACAGCACUCUGCUCCUGUCUUUUUUUUGGCUUAUGUUUGGCCAGCAAUCCACCCUGAGCUUGUCGAGUCUGUUUUAUUUCUGUCCGAGACCAUGAUGUCGGUUCCUCCUGCAGCUCACAUCCACAUAUGUCUGUUCAGUCUUUGUCAUUGCAAGUAGCACAAAGCUCUUGUUCUGUGUGUGCACCAGCAAUUGUCCAUGCCACUUAAAACAAACUAAACGAAUCAAAAAGUAGUUCAUAGGCUGCCCAUCCUUAUCCACUGCCCUGUCCUACCCACUUGGUGGGAAAGUCUAUUUGGAGGUUGUCCAGAAAUAUGCUGCUAUUGAUGGAGUAAGAACUUGCAUGUUUGUGUAUUUGAGUAUAAAGGGUUAAAAGGAAUUUUCUCAUCAUGCUGGCUCAUGUUUAAGCUUCCGCUCUUUCCCCCAAAACCACAAAUAUGCUAGCCCUUAGCAUAUACGAUACCUGUGGGAUAUUUGUCCACUUCAGUGUUUCCAGUCGUUCUUUUAAAAUCAAUGUUAUUUAAAAUCAUAUCAUUUAUGUAGAUGAAGUCGAGCUGUGUGUUUUGGGAAAUGACGGUUAUCAAGGGAAACGUUGAUGGAUGGAUGGAUGAACUUUAGCACUAAUAUACUAUUCCUACGAGACUGGCAUUCCCGAGGCUGCUGCUGUGUUACAUAAUAACAGAAUCACUGAUAAUUCCUCUGAGGCUCACCCAUGUUUAUUUCUUUGCCCCACGUGCCUCAAGGGCUCUUGUUUAUCAGUAGUUGUACACAAGUCCUGCAGAAUCUAAGAGGCUCCGGUCACUCAGCCAAGUCCAGCAUACUGAGAGUUAUGUGUGUGUGUGUGUGUGUGUGUGUUUGUUUGUAUCUCUGUGGGUGGUGGUGGGCAUGUGCGGUUAUGUUUGUACGGCUUGGUUUAGCUAUAAUUUUAAAUCCAGCUUUGGUUGUGCUUGAUAAAGCCCAUCUGGCCGUUAAAGCAUACCCAUGCAGUGGCCAAAAGUGAUUAUGACAAAAUACUUUGUUAUCAGGUAGAACUUAACAGAUUUUUCUUUGGUUAAUGUACAACAGCAAAAAAACAAAACAAAAAAAAAAACAGUCACCUCACCCUUAAUUUUCCACUGUACAUCUUUGCAUUUGUACGUGUGUUGUCUGUGUUGUCUGUUUAAAAGAAAAUCAGGGCAGUGCCCUUGUUUUUUUGUAGGAUGUGAUUCCGGUAUUUGCAGUACGAUACAAACGAGGGUCAAAUGAGCAUUUGCGAGUUAUUCUUGGUCUUUGUUUUAGCUUGCACAGAUCUGCAGGGGCCUGUUUCAAGAAGCAUAUCUGCUAUGUUGUCUGAAUAAUGUUGCUGAAUAAAACCUGGAACAUGUCUGUUUUCUGGGAUGUACUCUGCAAAAUAUAUUCAGAUAACCCAGUCAACCUGCUUUGCGAAACAGGAUUUAUAUAAAUAUGUGUGAAGAUAAUAAUUUAAAAAAAAGUUUAGACAAUCAGGACAGUAUUUAGUCAUUUUACUUCUCAAUUGACCCCAUGAAUUGAAUUGAGAAGUAAAUCCCACCCAGCAGGUGCUUCAUGCAUGUUAAAACAAGUGCUCAAAUCUGACCCCAGUUUGCUGUCUUCAUUAAAGACUUUCUGUUUGAAUAUUAAGAAGGAGAUUAUUGUGACGUGGUGUUGGGUUACUGGUGGUGGUGACGCUAAUGGUUAAAAUGAUCAUGAUGAUAACUAUGACACUUUUAAUGAUUAUAAUGAUAAUUGUGUCUUUUGAUGAUGGCAGCUGUGCACCCAUCAUUGUGUGAACACACUCUAGUGUGCUUUUGCUGCUGGAGGUUUGUGAGAUGUUUUAAUGUACAAUAAAUUACUGCUAAAAUGUC